AUGUCUGCGCCUCGUCGCAACGGUCAACUGUCGUCAUGCGAGCCUUGCCGGAAAUCCAAGCUCCGAUGCGAUCAUUCGACUCCGACCUGCAAACGCUGCGAGCGCCGUGGUAAAUCGGACCUCUGUGUUUACCAUCCCGCCCCACUGACCAAGCCGCGCCAGUCUGGCCAGGUUCUCAAGGCAACACAGAAAAGCACCAAUCCCCAGCCGCUCCUGUGUGCGAAGACAAUUUCCGUCACCAAUCUCGGGAGCUCCGCGUCCGUCAGCCUGCUGGGAGCCGCACAGUUUCCCAAUGUUUCGAAACGUCAUCUGUCAGGCAGCGGUUUUCUGGGCCCGACCAGUUACUCGGGCAGCGUGUUCAGCAAUGAGGUUGAGCUGGAGCUGGGGAUUCGUGCUUCGCUCUCCCAGACAGACACACCACUUGACCCCCAGCGGGUGAACCAAGGAGCCCAAGUACUCUCGUUGCUCGAGCAUCUCGACUUGUACGAGAAACUGAUAGAGAACCGCAACAAGAUCAUACCAGGAUGGUUUUUUGGCCUCCCAUUAUUAAGGCCACUAAUUGCACGACUGAGGGCAUCCUACCGCAACGCGACCGCAGGUUCAGAGAAUAAGUACGCACGGUUGAUGGAUCUGUCCCGAGUCCUGUUCAAGAACUCGGCUGCUCCAAUUGAGACCAAAUCCUCGAUGUCCUUGAGUGACUACCUCUCUCAGUCCACGCUCCGGUGGGAUAUGAUCGGUCUUGUCUUUGCACAGGCAGGCUCGGCGACUUUCCAAGUUCUCCAACAGGAACUCGAUAACAUAUUCAAAGAAUACCCCGGAACAACGAAAGAAGGGUUAUGCCAGAUGACUGACCAAGCAACCGAGGCUUGCCUGCAAUUUUGUAAUUAUCUAGGUAUCAUUAGCGACCCACUGUCCUGGACCAUGAUCCAACACAUGAUCUUCCUCUCUUCGUUGCAUGGAAGUUGCGAUCACCGGACAUGGCAGAUGCUUGGAGAUCUCACCACCACAGUUUUUGCACUAGGCAUUCACCAGUCUGCUGAAGACAGUGAGACCCCGUUCUUUCUGGGAGAGAUCCGAAAGAGGGCUAUGGUCGCGGCUUAUGCACUGGACAAGGACCUUGCGACUUGCCUAGGCCGACCGCCUCGAAUAUGCUGGCGCUAUUGCAAUAUCCAGUUCCCCCUGGAUAUCGAUUAUGAUGAACUCGUAGCAGAGCCCGCGGUUAGAGAGGCGGCGCUUCAGCACCUCGAUGCAGCAGGCUGGAACAAAGACGGACGACUUGACAAAGGGGCACGAGCUAGAGGCGUUCUGAUUGCCAGCCUCUUGCGCGAGAGUGUUUUGGAGGUAUCUUUGAGCCACGAGCUUGACGGCCUAGAGGAGAGGGUCUUAGAGGUUUGCCGUAGGUCGGACGAGUACCGCUUAGGUAUGCCGGAGCAUCUGCAAUGGACAGACAACAAGGAAGAUCUGUCACUUGCAUCCCUGCAUCUAGAGUUCUUGUAUCAGCAAUUUCUACUUUUCCAAACAUUGUUUAAGCGUAUAGGCAAGGGACUUGAUCUGCUCAUCCGCACAUCGUCGGAGAUCAUCACACUCCUGCUCAAGAUGAUAUCCAUACAAUCACGGCAAGGGCUGGUUCCUGCAUACGUGAAAUGGGAUUUGUGUUAUAUCGGCCUGCCCGCGGCCGGCGUUUUGUCGAUCGAAUUACUCCGACGCUCUCAGACUCAGCCGCUCACCCUGCUGGCAUCGCCUUUACCACCGUUUCCCCGGUCGGAGAUUAUUCAGAAGCUGUCAGUGUUCAUCGCACAAUUCAACACCUUUGUCCCUCAAAAUGAGGGCGACUACGAGAUCAGUAAUCGGGGCCAGAAGGUCAUCUCGCAGGCGCUGGACCGCGUGCUGUCGGGUGUGCCGUCCAGCAUCUCUCCUUCCGAAGCAGUAGUCUCGGAUGGAGCCACCAUAGGCGAUGACAUGGAGUUCAUGGCCUUUUUAGAGAAUUUCGACUGGGAACAGGAGGUUCGGCUGGCUUUGGGGUAG
Messenger RNA from Aspergillus fijiensis CBS 313.89, 2025 nucleotides. Its product is annotated as putative chromatin structure remodeling complex protein RSC3. Gene Ontology annotation, cellular component: nucleus. Gene Ontology annotation, molecular function: DNA binding; DNA-binding transcription factor activity, RNA polymerase II-specific; zinc ion binding. Gene Ontology annotation, biological process: DNA-templated transcription; regulation of DNA-templated transcription. The transcript is spliced from 4 exons. The record is from RefSeq and is a predicted model, not a curated record. Bases 1 to 2025 code for a protein of 674 amino acids. Lineage: Eukaryota; Fungi; Ascomycota; Eurotiomycetes; Eurotiales; Aspergillaceae.